CCGCGUGAGACAGAAUAUGGCUGCCUCCUUGCAAAAGUAGAACUUUCGGCAUCUGCUUACGUGUAGAAGUGUCAGCUGUUACAAGUUGCGCAGUGCUCUUUGAAUAUCAAUUUCCUGAUUGUGCAAACAACCAAGAUAAGGCAUAACUGAAGCUUCCAGUCAAUUUAUUCAUCUUACCUUACGAUGUCAGAGGCUGACAAACAAGCACCCAUCAUCGACAAUGAUGUUGAUGACCGAGAAGAAGUGAGGGAUGAGAACCAGGACAACGAAGAAGGGGGUGGUGAUGGUGAUGGUGAUGGCGAUGGGCAAGUUAAGAGGGGAAAUCGCAGACAAAGGAGGAACCCAGGAAAUCGACGAAGGAGAAGAAACACCAAUGAAGAGCCUGAAGGACCAAUUGAGCCUAUCGAGAUCGGGAAAGGUACUGGUCAAGAGGUGACUAAAUGGAGCAUUAGGAAACAGGUGUGGGACUUUAUUGAGGAUCACAACCUGGCUAACUUUCCACGUCCAGUGCACCACAGAAUACCAAACUUCAAGGGAGCAGUGAAUGCUGCUGAGAAGGUGAAAGAACUUGAAGAGUUCCAGGUGGCCAAGGUUGUGAAGGUCAACCCUGACAAGCCUCAACAGGAUGCUAGGUUCUUCACACUGGAGUCACAGAAGACACUGCUUGUGCCUACCCCAAGGCUUAGAGAAGGACUGUUCAACAAGAUUACUCCUCCAGCUGACUGCAACAAGGAGACCCUGAGAACAUGCUCUACCUCACAGGGGGUUCGUGAAUACAGCACACCAAUUGGACUUGAUGAUGCUGUAAAAAUCGACCUGGUCAUCAUUGGCUCUGUGGGAGUGUCCAGGGAAGGUUACCGUAUUGGAAAAGGAGAAGGGUUUGCUGACUUGGAGUUUGCAAUGAUGAAAACGAUGGGCGCUGUGAAUGAGAAUACAGUCGUAGUGACCACAGUUCAUGACCACCAAGUUAUCAGCAUACCUGAGCGCCUUGUGGAAGAGCAUGAUCUGACAGUUGACUACAUUGUCACACCAACAGAGAUCAUUAAGACAGACUGCACCAAACCAAAGCCAGCUGGCAUCAUAUGGUCCAAACUUGACCGUGACAAGUUGAAUCGAGUUCCCGUUUUGAAACUUCUGAGAAAGAGGGAGCGUGAACAGGGCACAGAUGUUAGGCUGAAGGGUCAGGAAGAAGAUGAUGGUGAAGACUAUAUCAAUGACGAACCAGAAGAAGAAAAACGUGAAAAUGAUGAGAACUCCUACCGUCGCCGUGGCCCACCCAGACGACGUUACCGCAACAAUUACAGACGCCCAAGGCGCAGGAGCAAUGACGUCAGGAAUUCUGAAUCAGAAGAGCAAACAGAGGAAGGAGAAGGUCAAGGUCAGGGCCAGGGUCAGGGAAGGCGUCCUCGUAAUUCAGCACGUAGAGGUCGUGUUAAUCGAAGAUCACAUGAUCCAUCUAUCUAUGUAGGUGGGUUACCUCGGUCACUGCGUGUGAGCGAGUUUAAGGAGAAGAUACAUGACCGUAGUGUUCAACCUCUGCGGGUUGUAUGGCAUGGUGGCAGUGGUCAUGCUUUCCUUCAGUUUUCUAACAUCGACAUAGCAGAAGAAGCCAUUCAAGCUCUGAAAGACCUUGACCUUGGAGGGCGUCAAAUUAAGGUGGAGCUUGCAAGGAGUAAUCGUGGUGAUAAUGAGGACAGUAGAAAUGAGAACGAAGCUGAUGGCGAGGUGAAUGAUGCAGGCAGCGACUAAAACGAUUGAUUGUAUGUAUGUACAGUCUAUUCUUUACUCAUGUAACUGCUAAUGGAUCUAAGUUUUAACCACUUGGGCAGAAUGUCCUUUUAAUAUGUUGAAUUUACCUGAAGCCUCAUUAAAAUAUAUUUUAGAUUUUGUAUCAGAAAAAUUGCAUCACAUGUGGCUUGAUUAAUGAGGCAUUUCAGAAAACACUCCUUUUGUUGAAAAGAGCCAGUACCACGAUCCUUGACAGUUAUAUUUUCAAAGAAAGGUCGUUUUAACUCUCUUGAAAGAGGAUCUGUUCUCUUUAUUUUUAGAUUAUGGGCAAGGUUUGUUUAGUGAGUUCUAAUGAAUUGUUUAGCUCUGAAGGCUUGUGUAGUUUGAUAAGGUUAAAACCUGAAGUUGGACAAUGAGAUCUGGCAUCUAGAAAGCUUCACUCAGAUGCAUUACAGAAACAUUAUAUAUUCUUCACUUAAUGUUUUCUUAGGUUUAAGCCUUUGGAAGGAUGGAGAGAAAAGUGUAUUAUGUUAUUUCCUGUUAUGUUAAUUCUUGCAUUUGUUGAAGCAGAAAAACUAGCGGUUGCAUGAUUCUAUUUGUCAGUUUCAGGGUUUGGCCUGUGUACAAUAUAUUGCAUAUCAUAUGUUGCAACAUGUUAAUGGACAUUUUUUUCAGUUUGUAGAAUUUGAAUGAUUAUAGUUACCAUACCAUGAUUACAUAAACUCAGGUAAGAGUUUUACUUGUAUGUCGUUAAUUGCAGAAAUUGCCAUUAACGAAGUCACUGCAUAAUUUGCACACAUACUAUUUGCGUGUCAUGAAGUUACGCUUUAUGCAAACUAAGAAAAUUAUACAAUAUUUUGUCAACUCCAUGCCAGCAAUAUGUACUUCAUUUCUUUAUAACUUAGUAAUUUUGUGAACAGACACCUUGCUGGAGAGAAAUUCCGUAGAAAUAGCAAAAGUAGUCGCCCCCUGUUUAUGUUCAUAAGGGUACUUCUCAAACAAGAUGAUUUUGAUGUUAUUCUAAAUGGCCUGAUCUACAUGACACUGAUGCACAAUAUAUACUAGGUUUUGCUGGUUCUGGGUCAGUUUUUGACAUGGCAUGUAUAUGCAUUCUGUUUAUGUAAGUGUGUCUGGUUUGUUAUAAAUAAAUGCAGUACAAUGAGAGUGUGGAGAUGUUUGGAAUCUGAUCAUUUAGCUAUGAAUGAAUUUCAUAAUUUAUGUUGUUGUUAAACAGUUAUGCUAGUUCACAUAAUUCAUCAUGGCUAUGCCAGCACAUUAUUUGAUUGUUUGUUAUUACAUUACUAAGUGUGUUCAAAGGCAUUUUGUUUCCGCUGACCACAUGAAUGUCACGGAAUUACCUUCCGGCAUUCGUAGACAUGGUAGAGGCCUCAAAGAAAGUUUGUGUUGGGUGUCUCUGAAGAAAUCUCUUACAGUAUUUGAAUGUAUUGUUAAAUAUGUUUAGUUACAAUAAUUAUCAAAACAGGGUUGUUGUUUAUUGUUCAGUUUGUGAGAUAAUUGUUUGUAAAUGAAACAAUGAAAUGUAAAAAUGUUAGUGUUUUUGAAUUAACAUGUUUUGGAAUUUGCCAAGAUAUUUUUUGAGAAUGGUAGCAUUCAAACAUGCUCAAUUACUGUUUGCAUAUCACAAUAAACCUACUGAAAUUUAUAUUUGGAAAAUCCAUGGGUAUUUUAAUUGUCAUUUUUGUCUUUAAAGGAUAAAUCGAAAAUGUGUGUAAUACAAUCAGUGCUAACAUCUUCAUCAUUAGUUAUAAAUAUCUAGGAAAUGAGAGUAAAAUAUUUUAUAAUGGUGUAUGGGUCACUUAUGGUGUAUUACCUUUCUGUUCACUCACGGAAACCUGUCAUGAAGUCUUAAAUUUGUCACUGUCAUCACUUAGAAAUUAUUUGGUCACAAGUUUGUCGUAAUAUGGAAGAAAUUAUGUCAAGGUUGUUUAUCAUAUUUGUUUUGAAUAUUACCAAUUGUCUUCCAGUGUAAAAAUAUCUGUUUUGCCUUAAUAUGAAUUAAAAUUUAGUAUUUUUCAACAUCACUUUUCAAUGCAGUACAUUUUUUCUCUGUGUAGGGUGAUAGAUGAAUGUGUGACGUUGCAUUUUUUGACAUUGGCAAAACCUACUUAAGCUUGUUUGGGUUCGUUUGUUUAUUCUUGAUUGUUGAAACAGUUGCUUAAGGAAAACAUUGUAUGAAGAAAUAGUGGUCGAAAGCUUUUCAUCCCCAUAUUCCCUUUGUAAUAAUUGUGUGUUGACAAAUGUGGUGCUGAAUAUGUACUCAAUCAUCUGACUUUCUCUUCAAUAGAGAUUGCACCGAGUUAGAUGUGCAGCUACUAUCUCUGAAGUUCAUACUUUGUGACCUUCCGAUUCAAAGUUUAAUCUGUAUUCUGGUUGUUAAAAUUGUCAGUAUGACAUGUCUACUGCGGAAAUCUCCUUAUUGAAAUUGUGAGAUUGUUGAGUACAUAACAAAGUGCAACUAUCUUCUAGGCAGCCCGGAGGCAAAAUAACAUAUAUACAUACAUUUUCUCACAGAUAAUUUGCCAUCAUUUCAGUUUCUUCGGGUAUUUUGAAAUGACUAUUCACCCUACUCUUCAGUGCCUGACAACUACAUUAUCUCAGUGUUUGUUGUGGAUUCCUCAUGUCAGGACAAAAGGUUUUUGGAGAAACAAAAUUUACUUUUCAAAAUCAACAUAUUUUGGGCACAGUGUUCAGGUCGGAAGAAAGUGAUGUUAUUUUAGAGAAAUGAAAGCUCAAAGGCUUCUAGUUUGUUGAAAAUUCUUUACAAAGAUAUUUGUGUUGUGAAUGUUGACAAAACUCAACCAUAGUCCUUCAUGUAGAACCAAUUUGAGAAGCUUUAACAUUAGCGAGUGAACAGAUAUGAAUUAACCAUAUAUCUUUUUCAUGAUCAUUACAGUUUAUUAACAUGCACCAAAUAUGUUUUCAUUUCUCAUCUUUAUGUGAAUAUAUUUGAUAAAUUGCAUGGUUUGAUGUGGCUAAUUGCUUAUAUAAAUCCUUUUGAAAUUACCAAGAGCCCAAUAUAUUAUUUUCUUGUUAGAGAAUGAUUACCAGCCAGAACUAUGAUACAUUGAAUUGAACUUAUGCACUUUUCCAACAAUGUUUGUUUGACAUUCUUUCAGUAAUCCUUUGCUGAUUAUACAUAUAAGUAUUAAAUUUUGAAAAUAGAAAAUUCAUUAUUCACUUUCAUUUUCUAAAAUGUUGGCAUCUAUAUGAAUGCCUUUUUGUUGUGUGUUAGAAUGUGUGACACUCCCACAACAAUCCAGGCUCAAUGGUCUGGCACUUAAAAAUAAUAAAGUAAAACAAAAUGGGUCUAACAACUCACUUCAACAUGGAAUUCAUUCAGUGUGGAGUAAGUGGAAAGCAUGUGAGGUAGUUCUUGGUGGAGGGUCCCUCAGACAUGUUCAGCUCGAUUAUGUUUCCAGUUUUUCCCCUGUGCAUUCGAAGUUUGUUUGAAUAUCACUUUUGAAAUUUUAUAUCAACACAGAUAUCAGAAACCAUGGGCACUGGAUGGUAGAGGGCUGAGAACUAUUAUUUGAGAAUUUACAUUGAAAUUGUUAAUGCUGUACACAGGCUUACAGAAAAGAGAAUGGUGCAAGUUGCAAUCAUUGUAAGCAAUACUGUGUCAUUUAGAUGAUUUUCUAAUGUAAUUGAAUGUUAUCUUAUUUAUAUUUGAUAUCAUUUGUGAAUAAAGUUCCUUAUUUUA
This is a messenger RNA of Haliotis rubra (blacklip abalone), 5449 nucleotides long. Its product is annotated as methenyltetrahydrofolate synthase domain-containing protein-like. The transcript is spliced from 9 exons. Gene Ontology annotation, cellular component: cytoplasm. Gene Ontology annotation, molecular function: RNA binding. Bases 184 to 1749 code for a protein of 521 amino acids. The record is from RefSeq and is a predicted model, not a curated record. Lineage: Eukaryota; Metazoa; Mollusca; Gastropoda; Lepetellida; Haliotidae.